Bombyx mori (domestic silkworm) is the source of this 3743-nucleotide messenger RNA. RefSeq lists its product as uncharacterized. Bases 50 to 871 code for a protein of 273 amino acids. The record is from RefSeq and is a predicted model, not a curated record. The transcript has 3 exons. NCBI's taxonomy places the organism in Eukaryota, Metazoa, Arthropoda, Insecta, Lepidoptera, Bombycidae.
AGUAUCGGGGCGCAGUCGCCAGUCGGCCGCGAGACCGCGCGCGCGCACCAUGGCCUCCCCCGACCCCCCGCUGCCCACCCACUAUAUUCAGAUCCUGGAGCCCGCCCAGGAACCGACGGGCACUCUUCGCGACCGCCUCAACCAAUUAAGUGCAUGUGAAAUUAAUACUAAAGUGACUUACGACGUGUGCUCGGUGUUGUCCCCGCCAAGGAAUAAGAUCCUGGAGCUUCUACGUCCUGAAGACCCGGGUCGGGAUGCGCUAGAGGCCAUCGUGAGACCCAUACCCCGGCGCGGCCUCACCCGGCCUCUGGAUGAAGACACGAAACGGUUCCUGCAUAGAGCACUGCAACCGCCCAGCACUUAUAGACCGGAGACUACGAAACAAGAGCCUAAAGUUGAAACGAAAACUUGCGAUUCGAACGCUGAACGAUCUCUCGCCGAAGAACUGAGAGAAGCAGAAGAAGAUGUAGGUAAAGAACGGAAACACUGGUUACGCGACUUCAGGAAACGCGGUGAAAGUUUCCGUGGAGCCGCAGAAAGAGAACAAAUGGGAAAGUUGGCUUUGUCAGUGGAAGAUGAUGAAGAGGAAGACGGGCUGUCUGCUGCCGCUAGGAAAAUCGACGCAUUAUUGGCUGAGUCGCGAGAGCUGCACGAGGAACUGGCGGGGAUCCAUGAAGACCUGCAGGUGCAAUCAGCGCGUGCGUGCCGCUGCGUGGCGGCUGCCCGCGCCUUGAACGACGAGUCCAGAGCUCUACGGUACCUGGACGAUGUGGUCGCACUGCUCAAGGGUGAUGUAGCCACGACCUUGAGAACCAGAGCCUGGCCCUUCGCUAUAGGCAGGAGACAGCCUGAUCGGAAUUAUAUUAUUUAAUCAAUGUCGUGCUGACACCUCAUUAGCUGGCCGGUAACGUCGAGAAAACAUUCAAGUCAACACACCAACAUUAUACUACAGUAUAACAUGGCCUUUUGACUAUACACGAUGUCAUAUAAAUUUUAUAGCAUAGUUAACACUUAGAACCAAUGUGCUUAGUGCGAGUGCGAGUUUUUUAACUUCUCGAUCACGUAAAAGUUAACUCAAAUUUGUAUGGAAUUGGAACAGCGCCCCUAGCGGCAAACGUAAAAAACUCGCACUAACCGAUCAAGGGAUAAUGUUUUAGCAUUGAACGGGUUUUGAACUUAUUAUUGAAGCACGGUGGAUCUGGUAGCCGCAUGUGAGUUCAAAUGCCAAUAACAUUUAGAGGAUACGCACAGUGACGGUCGCGUUCAUGGAAAGAUUCAUUAUCAUCUCUUAUAGAUAACGUUUGUUCGUUCAAAGCCUACACUAAGGCUUAAGAGGAUUUCAUAGAAAGGCAUAAAUGAUCACCAUUUUUUUCCCCAACACCAAAGUGGUAAUCGUCUUCCACACUUCCACCUCACACCACAAAGACAACAGGAUAUAGGUCUGCGCGGGUAAGUACCACCACCCUGCCUAUUUUUGCCGUGAAGCAGUAAUGCGUUUCGGUUUGAAGGGUGGGGCAACCGUUGUAGCUAUACUGAGUCCUUAGAACUCAUAUCUCAAGGUGGGUGGCGCAUUUACGUCGUAGAUGUCUAUGGGCUCCAGUAGCCACUUAACACCAGGUGGGCUGUGAGCUCGUCCACCCAUCUAUAGCAAUAAAAAAAUCAACCUAUUUGUGCCGCGAAUCGAAUCUUCCUUCAAAACUUUUGAUUUGGACUCGAUGGAUUAACAGCCUCAGCUUCAGGUGUUAAAUGGUUAUGGUAUAUCGUAUAUCGAGACCCACUUUGAAACAUGAGGUCAAAGUCUCAACUGUAUUUAAUAACGGCUAUUCCGCUGUAUUGAUGAGGAUGGUGAAAAAGAAACCACGCAUGACAGUUAUUUUUAAUCCUCUUUUGUAAUUACUUGUACUAGAGGUCCCGCAGUAGUCGAAAUUCGACUAUAAUUAAUAAACUUGGAAUUGUAAGUUUGUACACUAUUAUGAUUGUAUUUUAUACUUCUAUAAUCACAAAUUUCGCCAAGACUACACUAUAAAAAAUAUUAACAAUGACAAACAAUAUUUAAUCUAUUCUCAAUUUGACAACAGACGUCAAGAACAAAAGUUUGACAAUAAAUAGUAUGCAUGCGUGUGUGCGUCAAAUACAUGGUAUGUAGUGUGUGUUAUGUUUUCUUUAUUGAUUUAAUGUAUCUUUUAUGCAUUCUUUUAAAAAAAUAAUAGCAUUGUGCACUUCUUCUCUAUAUUCUCUAUAAUUGUGGAAAAUUUCAUACUCCUCCGUCCGAGCAAUUUUCGUAAAAAGGGAUACAAAGUUUUUGCUUCACGUAUUAAUAUAUAGAUAAUGUAACCUUCAAUGUGCUUUCCGCGUGUCAUCUAUACAGCACUCAUGUGCUAUAGAUAUAGCUUUGGUAGAACUGAUUCAAUGAAUACUGUAAAAUAUAAAUAUUGUAUACGCUAUUCUUAUUUGUAAUUUCUUGAAACGGAUCUCUCAGAAUCUUGAAGGUUAGUGAUUGUUUUAAGUACGUGUUAAAGGGGAUGGCCCAUUUUCGGCCCAAAGCGGACAAUAGAUUAUAGAAAAAAUACUUAGUGCAUUAAUUUUGUCAUAAAUAAAUAUGAAUUUACUUUCUUGCAAAUAAGCGCCACUAUAGUUUACAAUAAGUAGUUUAAAAAAAGUAACUCUAUUGAAAAAACAAGGAUUUUUAUUUUUGCGGGAAAAAUAUUGCCAGCUUCAAAUCCUUUUACGUAUGAAGUAAAUAUUUUGAAUAUAUAAAUAAAACAUAUAAAUAAAUUAUUUUAAGUAUUAUCAUUAAUCAAACGAUUUUAAUGGAUUUUAUGCACAUAAAAUAACAUCGAAGACAUACCCAUUGGACUUUAACUUGUAACUAUACUUGAGACCUUAGAACUUAUAUCUCAAGGUGGGUGGCGCAUUUACGUUGUAGAUGUAUGUGGGCUCGAGUAACCACUUAGCAACACCAGGGUGGCUGUGAGCUCGCCCACCCAUCUAAGCAAUAAAAAAAACUUUACUAGUAUUGUUAUUUAAAUAUGUACAACUAAAACAAAAACAUAAAAAAUAAUGUGUACUCGUAAAAAAAAGAUUAAGAUAUAAAUCAAUUAUCGGUUAUUUAAAAAAAUAAUCGAUAUAUGAAUUUCAUGUAAUUAUUUUUCUUUAUACUGACAACACUGAAUUUAAUUUGACUGACUGACACUUCGCUUGCUGCUUGUGGUGUUGUGCUUGCGUACAAAAUGGAUGUGUUUUGAUUUUUCUUCGAUUUAUUUUACUUUUAUCAAUAACGUUUCAUACUACGACUAAAAAAUAUUGUGUGAAUUGUGGUUUUACCCUGACCGAGAUUUAAAACCGUGUAUAUGCUCUCCUUUGCUAUUUUUAGAUGAUACUAAUUGUGUAUGAAGAUGAAGAAAAUAUAGAUAUUUAAAGAAUUAAGUGUGUUUUUAUACCCUAUUGGAUAAAAAUAAAUUAGGAACAUCUUAAACAUUAAGAAAAGAAAAGUUCUUGAAGUAUCUCACAAUCCGACACUUAUUUAUAUAGAAAAUUAACCUCAAAACGAGUUUAUAUUUUUAUUAUAUUUUUUAUAAUAGUGGCGUCAAUUUCAAUAUAUUUUUUAGCAAUCCAAUACAUUUAAGAAUUUGAAUCAGUACAUUUUUAUAGUAAUAUUUGAUGUCCAUCUUGGGCCUAGCACACUAUGGAGAGUGGGCAAUCCCCUUUAUAUUUUAAGUUUCAAUAAAAGUUUUAUAAACAUA